UAUAUAAAUGGAAACAAGAAAGCGCCUAAUAGGAAGAUAAAGUUUUGUCCGUUAUCUCCAUGCAAGCAUUCAAAGAAAGGUGUCUUUCAACUUCAUCAUCAUUUACAGUCAAAUAUCCACAAGCUUAAUCCCAACUCAAACCAAUACUUAGAUGCGCUUAAAUCUGCUCCGAGAAUUGGGCUUCAAGAGCUACGAGAUCACAUUGCCAAGAGAAAGAAAUCCAAAGCAAAGAGCGCCACAACUAAAGAUGGUCCUAAAAAGAGAAAAAUCGAAUCAAAAUCACCUGUACGUGGAAAGGCCGCAAAAAGGGUGAAAUUUUACAAGGGUGACAAGGAAAAUGAGUAUAGUUUGGUGAAUAGAAUCGAAGCUGAGGAAGAAAUUGAAAAUGACUCGGAUGAUCAAUUAUUAGAAAAUCCUGAAGGAGAAGCAACUAUCAGCAGAAACGUGAGUAACCCUGGGCACCUCGCACCGACCUCCUCCAAUAGUAAUGCAGAGGAGCGCAAACUACAUAAUGAAGAAAGUUGUGAAUCAAAGGUAAGAGAGACGUACAAUGAUGAUGACAGCAAAUUAGAGUAUGAUCAGCAAGUUGAUAAAGUGGAACACAAGCUACAUAAUGAAGAAAGUGGAGAUUCAGGCAAUGAUCAUGACAGUAAUUUGGAGUAUGAAAAAGUAAUGGAUCAAAUGGAAUCAAAGGUAGGUGAUACACAUGAUGACCAUGACAGCGAUUUGGAGUAUGAUCAACUUGUGGAUAACGUGUGGAAAAGAAAUGAAGAGUGCAAGAAGCGAAGCUUUAAACAGUUAGUGUCUAUGAUGUCCUCCCAGUGUGAAAGCGAUGCCGAGCUAUCUGAAGAGUUAAACAACCGCAAAAAUGCUGACCAAGUAAUCCAACCACCUCAACCACCAGUGACGGCUGGUAAUACCAAAUCUAGUGAAAUAGUUAUAUGCGACAGUGAAGAAGAGGAAAUUUUAGACCCAAACUAUCACCCUUCCCUGGACUCCGAAUCAGAGUGUAGCACUGGAAGCUUGUCAGAUAACUGCUCGUUGCAAGAAAGGGAUGACAUUUUAACUGAUUUCGUGGAAAACGUAGAUAAUCUCGAUUUUCUUCGUGUGGAACCAGAAUGGAAGAGCGUGGUUGAUGUUGUUUUUGAAAGAAAAAGAACGCUGGUAAUACUGACUCCCAAAGCAAUCUUUCACAAGGUAAAGUGCCUAAGGAAGUUAUGAAUGAUGAUGAAUCAUCAGUAUACGAUAGCGAUGAUGAUGAUAAUGACGACUGUCUUGAAGAGAUGGAAGAUGAUGUCAGUUUUGAAGACAAUGAUAGUAGUGAUGACAGCCCACUGCUUAACGAGUUUCAUUCCUGGUUGAUAGACGUAGACGGGGGUUAUCGCUGCGCAAAAGUGGCUGGUCAGUACAAGUCACAGGUAAAACGCAUCAUGAAAGUUCUUUCAGAAGAUUUCCCUCAAGCAGCAAAUGAAAUAGAUCUUGUUACUGUCGAGGGGCAUGACGGAGUGGUAAUGUUGAGGAAGUGGUUGGGUCAACUAUCUGAGGAGUAUCAACCUGGAACCAUUAGAUCAUACCUAAUGAGCCUUAGGCUAUUCCUUAAAUUCCUUGUGCAAGAAGAGAAAGGGCAAGAUAGAUUAGACACACUUCAUGCAAGGAGAGAUCUUUUAACUUCGUGGUCAUCUGCUCAAAGAAAGAAGGUGCUGAAAAGGAAAUUAGAGAAACAUGACAUGGACUUUGCAAAACUCCUUUCUAGCGAAGAUCUAUAUAAAGUGUCAAAUGGACAACAGCGAAUAAACAUAAUUAAAGCGCUUGGAACAGCUGCGGAGAAAAGCAAAGCUUGUGGAGAACCUGUGCUGGUCAACGAUCAGACCUUUUGCGAAGUAAGGGAUUGGCUGAUUACAAGAUUAAUAAUUGACAACUCCGGAAGAAGUGGUAUUGCAGCAAAUAUAACAGUGGAGGAAUUCAAAGAUGCUAAACUGUACGCUGGAGAAGAAGAUGGAGAGAUACCGCGUAUCAGUUAA
This is a messenger RNA of Pocillopora meandrina, 2021 nucleotides long. NCBI's taxonomy places the organism in Eukaryota, Metazoa, Cnidaria, Anthozoa, Scleractinia, Pocilloporidae. The record is from the annotation of a GenBank genome assembly.